Molecule: messenger RNA, 1713 nt
Organism: Daktulosphaira vitifoliae (grape phylloxera)
Lineage: Eukaryota; Metazoa; Arthropoda; Insecta; Hemiptera; Phylloxeridae
Gene: Nop60B
Product: H/ACA ribonucleoprotein complex subunit 4
Exons: 12
Coding region: 157-1650 (497 amino acids)
Biological process (GO): snRNA pseudouridine synthesis; rRNA pseudouridine synthesis; mRNA pseudouridine synthesis
Cellular component (GO): box H/ACA snoRNP complex
Molecular function (GO): pseudouridine synthase activity; RNA binding
Source: RefSeq, a predicted model, not a curated record
AUAGGUUUGUUUAUGUUUAUGGUGGUUCGCACGUGUUUCAUACACUAAUAUUGUCAGUGCAUCUGUUACACCAACAAUAAGAUAAUAUUAAUGUUAAAAUUUUUUCUAGUAUUUGAAUUUUUAUUUUGUUUACAAGUAUUUAAAUAAUUUUACAAAAUGGAAGAUACACAAAAUAUAAAGAAAAAGAAACCAAAGAAGUCUAAAGAUGAAGAUAAAUCAAUCGGAGAAAUUCAAACAGAACUUCCUUUUUUUUUGAAACCAUCAGAAAAAAUCGAACGAAUUGAUUCCUCUAAGUGGCCUUUGCUUUUAAAGCACUUUGAUACAUUGAAUGUCCGUACAAAUCAUUAUACACCAUUGCCAUUUGGUGCUAAUCCUUUGCAAAGAGAUAUUAAAGAAUAUAUAAGAUCUGGAUUCAUAAAUUUAGAUAAACCUUCUAAUCCAAGUUCACAUGAAGUAGUAGCAUGGAUUAAACGUAUAUUAAAAGUUGAAAAAACUGGUCAUUCUGGAACAUUAGAUCCAAAGACUUCAGGUGUACUGGUUGUUUGUAUUGAACGCUGUACUAGACUUGUAAAAUCUCAACAAACCAGUGGUAAAGAGUAUAUUUCAAUUUUCAAACUUCACAAUCCAGUUGAAAGUGUUCUUGAUAUUAAAAAAACAUUAGAAUCAUUACGGGGACCUUUAUUUCAACGUCCUCCUUUAAUAGCAGCAGUUAAAAGACAACUUCGUAUUCGAACAAUUUAUGAAAAUAAAUUACUAGACUAUGAUGAAGAGUCCAACACUGGUGUUGUCUGGCUUAAAUGUGAAGCUGGAACAUAUGUACGAACUUAUUGUGUUCAUUUAGGUUUAAUUUUAGGUACAGGAGGUCAAAUGAUAGAACUCCGUAGAAAUCGGUCAGGUAUUACAAGUGAAGAACAGGGUCUUGCUACAUUACAUGAUGUUUUAGAUGCUCAGUGGAUGUAUGAAAACAAUAAAGAUGAGUCGUAUUUAAGACGUGUAAUUAGACCCCUUGAAGGAUUACUAACUAAUUACAAACGUAUAUUCAUUAAAGAUAGUGCAGUUAAUGCUAUUUGUCACGGAGCAAAAAUAAUGUUACCUGGUAUUCUUCGAUAUGAUGAUGGUAUUGAAUUAAAUAUGCAAAUAGUAAUAGUUUCAUCAAAAGGAGAAGCUAUUGCAUUAGGUAUAGCAUUGAUGACUACUGCUACAAUAUCUAGUUGUGAUCAUGGAAUAGUUGCUAAACUCAAACGUGUUUUAAUGGAUCGAGAUACCUACCCUCGUAAAUGGGGUCUAGGGCCUAUGGCUCUUACUAAAAAGAAAAUGGUAAGCGAAGGUUUGCUAGAUAAAUAUGGAAAACCUAAUGAAAAUACUCCAGAAAAUUGGAGAGAAAAUUUUUGCAAAGAUUUAGUCCAACAAAUAAAGACUGAAAAUGAAGAAAUACCCGAAGAAGAAAGUAAAAAGAGAAAAAGAUUAAGUUCACCAUUAAACGCUGAUACUCCAGUUAAGGUUAAAAAAGAAAAAAAAAUUAAGAAGGAGUAUGUCGAACAUGAAGAAGUAGCUGCUGAUACAACCAUAGUAUCUGAAGGAGUGGUAGAAGAAAAGAAAAAAAAGAAGAAGAAGAAGAAAGAUAAAAAUGAAUCAGUGACUAAUGAAUAGACUUUAUGUAAAUGUAUUGUGCUGUUAUUGCGUUUUUAUGUAAAUAAAUUACAAUACAAUUAA